Molecule: messenger RNA, 2381 nt
Organism: Xyrauchen texanus (razorback sucker)
Lineage: Eukaryota; Metazoa; Chordata; Actinopteri; Cypriniformes; Catostomidae
Product: E3 ubiquitin-protein ligase RAD18-like
Exons: 12
Coding region: 94-1449 (451 amino acids)
Biological process (GO): DNA damage tolerance; protein monoubiquitination
Cellular component (GO): Rad6-Rad18 complex; nucleus
Molecular function (GO): ubiquitin protein ligase activity; single-stranded DNA binding
Source: RefSeq, a predicted model, not a curated record
GGCGCGCGGGAGUUUAUUGUUGGUAUCAAGUGGAGAGCUACAGUUCUAUUACGUUUUAACAUCUAACCUGGGUAAUAAUACAGCAGUUUGGAUAUGUCUCAACUAAAUGAAGGGGACUUGCCGCCGAACCUGUCAUGUCUCAAAAACAUAGACACCCUGCUUCGGUGUCCUAUCUGCUUUGAGUUUAUCAACAUCGCCAUGAUGACUCGGUGUUCUCACAACUUCUGUUCCCUCUGCAUACGGAAAUUUCUAUCCUAUAAGUUAAUGUGUCCUGUUUGCAACUUGCCAUCGACAGAACAAGAUUUGAGGAACAACAGAUUAAUAGAUGACUUAGUUCAGAGCUUCCAAAAUGCAAGGCAACAGCUGUGUCAGACAAAUUUUGAAUCACCCCCCAUUUCCCCUCAAAUCCCGGCUAUGAUGUUCAAAGGCAAAGCAGCAAGACAAAAGACCUUGAAAAAGGAUGCAACCACCCUCAGUAAAUUUUUCCAGAAAAGGACUUCCGCGAUCACUCUGUCAGGUUCCCAAACGAGUCUUCAGCAUCACCUUCCAGUCAAAGAAGAACCUAUUGAGGUGCACGUUCCACAGCCUCACAGCCUCAAGCAGGAAAGUGUGGAGGAAACAACAGGAAUGGUGAAAGAGGAGCUGAUGAACAUACCAGUUUUCCCCUCCACCUCACAAAGCAUUACGGCAGGGAUAAAAGUUGAGUGUCCUGUCUGUGGAGUGGGUGUCUCCGAGAAGCAUAUUAAUAAACAUCUAGACAUGUGCUUGAACCGAGAUGAUAAGAAGGAGGGAUUGAGAAGUUGUAGGCGGCGUAAGGCGAUGCCUAAGCUGUUGUACACCCUCAUUAGUGUUCCAAAGCUGAAGAAGAUGCUUAAAGAAUGCCACAUGUCCGCUCAGGGCAGCAGAGAUCAGCUCAUCCGACGGCAUCAAGAAUUCACUCAAAUCUAUAACGCACAGUGUGACUCACUCAACCCCAAAUCAGCUGAAGAGAUCGCUAAAGAAGUUGAAAACAAUGAGAGGAUGAGGAAGCAGUUGGACUGCAAGCGGAAACCUGCAAUCGUCACAACGAAGAAUCAAACGGCUGAUGAAAUUGAGGAGUUGCACUCAGUAUACAGGAAGCAGCAUUGUAGCGAAUUUUCCCAUUUAAUUGACCAGGUCAGAGGUCGUCUGGAGACAUCCAAAAGAACACAGAUCAAACAGGAAGAGGGGCAGUCAACAGAGGAGACAGACUCCAAAGAAGUGAAGAAAGAAGAACCCCCUUUCCUCUUCAAUCGAGUCUACGUUGCUGAUUUCUCUGCCAGCCCGCCGAUAAUCAGCAGCCAUACCACCCGCCGACAGAGUGAGGAAACUGCCUCCCGUCAUCACUCGAGGGUCCGAGUCGAACGACGGAUGAACACACAUUCUACAUGCGUCCCCACUCGAUCCAAGAAGAAUGUUCAGAGAGACUGAUUACAGAGAGAGGUCUCCACUCCCACUUAGAAGUAUGAAGACCCAGAGAAGAGACAUGUUCUGUACAUUUAUAUAACACGAGGAUCAGUUUCAAGGUUUUUUCUGAGCUGUAUGUGGUCUGGAACUGAAUGAGUAUUAUUUCCAAAGUGUAAUGUGUAUAGUAGUUGUUAUCAUUUCACAGUUUAUUUCUCCUAUUAAAAAAAGAAGUAUAUCUAACUUUGCGGAUAUGGAAAUUGCUACACAACUAUAUUUGUAUUUCUGUAAGGAAAGCUAAAGUUUUAGGUAAGCUUAGGGUUUAGGCUUUGGUUCUGCACACAUGAAAUGCUGUAUUAUAGCUGUGUAUGAGAAUCAACACAUAAUGUGUUGACACCAACUUUGCAGACACCAACUUUGCAGUGUUGUCUGCAACUGAGCAUAAAAGUUGGGUUCCAAAAGUUAAUAUUCCAAUAUCUUUUUUCCAUAGGUGAAUACAUUUUUAACGGUAACUUAUAAAUCUUUAAGACAGACCUUCCGUGAGCUCUGAGGUUGUUGAUCGAUGUAAUAUGCUUAAGUUAAGACCAUCAGUCCAUGUUAUUUCAAAUUCAAUAUUUAGAAAUUGGGUUUAAUAGAAUAAUUCCUGGAGAAGAACUACACUACACAUGAUCUUGAAGAGAGAAACAUUCCAUCAAUCAGAAUCACAGCCACCAACAACAACAACAAAAAACACCCAAACAAGCACUACAUGACAUACUGUGAGUGGCGCAAUCGAGUAGAAAAAUAUUAUUUUUGGUACUUUAUAUCAGCAUCUUUAAAUAGUUUUAUAUCAGUUUUAAAUUCAAUUCCAUCAUUUGGAAUGCUUUAUGGCAUUGUAAUUCAUGCACACAGUAUUUUACCUUUUGUCUUUUUGUCUGAUUUUCAAAUAUGUUAUUCUUUCAAAUUAAAGUUUGUAAUGC